UGGGAAUUUGCUUGCCCUUACCGCUUUAAAUUUAUGCUCAACAUUGCGCGAUAGGGCAGAAGAACCCUUUCCCUCAUCCCCCAACAUCACGAUCACCACAACAGCCAACUCAACGUCCAACCAUGAGGGACUUCGUCACGGGUGCCAGCGGCCAACAGGGUGGCGCAACAGCCCGACACCUCCUGGACCAGGGAAAUUGAGUAUAUGCCCUCGUGAGAACCGACAAGAGCAGCACAGCCGCUGACCUCGAGGAACGCGGCGCCAUUGUAGUCGAGGGCACCUUCGACGAGCUCCUCCACAGGGUCUGCGAAGAAGUAUCAGCCGUCUUCCUCGACGCCUUACCCUCCCCCAACAACGACUCCGAACUGCGUCACGCAAGAGACGUCAUCACCGCCGCUCACGCGCCCCGCAAGAGCAUCGUGACCACCAUCGUGUACACCAGUAUCUGCGACGUCGACCAACGCGCCCUGUCUCCCGGCUGGUCUGAUUGGCUCCAGGAUAGUAUUCUGAAACAAUACCUCGCCAGCAAAGCCGCUAUCAAAGACCUCGUACGUACCGCCGGCUUCCAGCAUUGGACAAUUUUCCGGCCCCCCAUCUUCAUGACAAAUUUCCUUCUCCCUGGCGCCCGAGCAUAUUUUCCCACGCUACCUAGCCUAGCGCGGGACUUGAGGAUCGCUACGGCGCGCGGGAAGCGUAUCAUGCUUAUUGAUACGGAUGAUAUUGGACGGUUGGCAACGGCGGCUAUUCUUGACUCGGCUCGGCUCUCGCCUCGUGCUAUUGAUAUCGGUGGUGAGGCGUUGACGACGGAGCAUUUUGUGGCGGUUUUGUCGGGGGUUAGUGGUUGGGAUAUUCUUGUAGGCUAUAUUCCGCCUGCGGUGGCGGCGCGUUUAGCUCGCGUGGAUCCCUAGGUCAGUGUGCAGUUGUAUUGAGAGACGAUGGGACUCUUUGUUGGCGCAUCAGGAUCAGGAUCGUGUUAGGGAGGCGUUUGGAUAAGGUGGAUUGGAUUUUUGAUACCGUUUCUUCUGAUGUUUGAAGCUGAGCAUUCUCAGUGAAAACGAGUAUAGCAUAAUUCUAGAAUGUAGAGGAGCAUACUAAAACACCCUCUAGUACCGCACUGGUAGCCUCGAGUAAGUCCCAAACCUCUGUUUUGUUAAGAAACGGCAUUUGCCUUAAACAAAAGGAAAGUCAUGAAUGCAGGUCGCACAUGGC
Messenger RNA from Aspergillus alliaceus, 1209 nucleotides. RefSeq lists its product as uncharacterized. The record is from RefSeq and is a predicted model, not a curated record. The transcript is spliced from 3 exons. NCBI's taxonomy places the organism in Eukaryota, Fungi, Ascomycota, Eurotiomycetes, Eurotiales, Aspergillaceae. Bases 600 to 908 code for a protein of 102 amino acids.